Messenger RNA from Mandrillus leucophaeus (drill), 2174 nucleotides. It is a transcript of the gene POLR3F, whose product is annotated as polymerase (RNA) III (DNA directed) polypeptide F, 39 kDa. The record is from RefSeq and is a predicted model, not a curated record. Gene Ontology annotation, biological process: transcription by RNA polymerase III. The transcript has 10 exons. Gene Ontology annotation, cellular component: RNA polymerase III complex. Bases 116 to 1087 code for a protein of 323 amino acids. NCBI's taxonomy places the organism in Eukaryota, Metazoa, Chordata, Mammalia, Primates, Cercopithecidae.
AAAAAAGCCCCUCGUUUUCCGCUAAGCGCUAUCCUCCACUGGUUCCCAGGGUUCUCCCGCUUGCUACCCGGCCGCUCUGUGCAUCUUUCCCCCAGGCAUCAGGAACUGCUCCCUCAUGGCGGAGGUGAAGGUGAAGGUGCAGCCGCCCGACGCGGAUCCGGUCGAAAUAGAAAACAGGAUUAUAGAAUUAUGUCACCAGUUCCCUCAUGGAAUCACAGACCAAGUAAUUCAGAAUGAAAUGCCUCAUAUAGAGGCCCAGCAGCGGGCAGUAGCCAUCAAUAGGUUGUUGUCUAUGGGUCAGUUGGAUCUCUUAAGGAGCAAUACAGGCCUUUUAUAUAGAAUAAAGGACUCUCAGAAUGCUGGCUCUGUCUCAUUCUUUUUAAGUAAAAUGAAGGGGUCAGAUAACCAAGAAAAACUAGUAUAUCAAAUCAUAGAGGAUGCAGGAAAUAAAGGAAUAUGGAGCAGAGAUAUCCGCUAUAAAAGUAAUUUGCCAUUAACAGAAAUCAACAAAAUCCUGAAGAAUUUGGAAAGUAAAAAGCUUAUCAAAGCUGUUAAGUCUGUGGCAGCCUCAAAAAAGAAGGUGUACAUGCUCUAUAACCUGCAGCCGGAUCGGUCUGUGACUGGCGGAGCCUGGUAUAGUGACCAGGAUUUUGAAUCUGAGUUUGUAGAGGUGCUGAACCAACAGUGUUUUAAAUUCCUGCAAUCCAAGGCAGAAACAGCACGAGAAAGCAAACAGAACCCAAUGAUACAAAGAAAUAGUUCAUUUGCCUCAUCACAUGAAGUGUGGAAAUAUAUCUGUGAAUUGGGAAUCAGUAAGGUAGAGUUAUCCAUGGAGGACAUUGAAACCAUCCUGAAUACACUCAUUUAUGAUGGAAAAGUGGAGAUGACGAUCAUCGCUGCAAAAGAAGGCACAGUUGGCAGUGUAGACGGACACAUGAAACUGUACAGGGCAGUCAGUCCAAUCAUCCCUCCCACGGGUUUGGUCCGGGCACCCUGUGGACUCUGCCCGGUUUUUGAUGACUGCCAUGAAGGUGGUGAGAUUUCACCAUCUAACUGUAUUUACAUGACAGAGUGGCUCGAAUUUUAAUAGAGAGCUAUGAACUUAAUGGACAUUUUGCAAAUGAAGUUACUUUGGGAGCAGAUAAUUUAAUUCAUGAUGGAACAUCAAAUCUCCGUGAAAGCAAACUUCAUAAUAAUGGAUAUAGACUUGCUGCUAUGAAAACAUAUUUUUUUAUUUAUGAAGACUAAAUUUAUAUUAGUAAAAUAGCCAGUAGAAUAUGAAAAUAAUAAGGUUAGUAGUGAAAUUCAUUCUUCAAGAAAUAAAACACUUUGAAACUCCGGAGGACCACAUCUUUCAAGACUCCUGAUGGGCCAAGGAAAAAGAUGCUAACAUACCCAUAUUUACCAAGUACUAUGAUAAGGGCUAGAGUAUAAAAAUGUUCUUUUUAAAGUUAUUUAUUAAGUUCUUCAUUGGAAGUUUUUUUCAUAUCUGGUUCACUACCGCCAUUUCUGUUUUCUGCUUUCUCAGUGGUUUCAUUGAAAAGAAAUUAGAAGUGGUUAAAGGCAGGAAUAGCAAAGGGGAGUGUAUGCAAACUUGGGGUAUGACUGGGGGAGAGUGGAACAUGCCUGUUCCACACACUAUUCCUUUUUAUAUCAGAAAUGUUCUUUUAGGAGACUAUGCUACCAUACUUACUUCAAACCCAAUGACUACUGUCAAGGCUAUAUUUUCAGUACAUAAAUAUAUCAUUUUCAUCCUAAAGAGAAUAUUUUCACUGUUCCUUCUUUCUUAAAGUCUUAUGUUUCACUCUGUAACUCAAAUGUAUUCUUUCUUAGAAUUUACCCUAGAUUCUUAUUUAAUGUCUUCAGUAGACUGAAUGUUGUGUGUGCCCCCAAAAUUCUAAUGUUGAAAUCUCAUUUCCAAUGUGGUAGUAUUUGGAGGUGAGGCCUUUGGGAAGUGAUAGGUCAGGAGAGUAAGAGCCCUCAUGAAUGGGAUUAGUGCCCUUAUAAAAAGAGACCCAGAGAGCUCCAUCACCCCUUCUGCCAUGUGAAAUGGAGAAGACGGCCAUCUACAAAUGAGGAAGUGGGUCCUCACCAGAAAACACAUCUGUAAGCACCUUGAUCUUGGACUUCCCAGCCUCCAGAAUUGUGAGAAAUAAAUUUCUAUUGUUGAUAAA